Messenger RNA from Erythranthe guttata (spotted monkey flower), 1830 nucleotides. RefSeq names its product Aldolase-type TIM barrel family protein. The record is from RefSeq and is a predicted model, not a curated record. Gene Ontology annotation, biological process: GTP biosynthetic process. Gene Ontology annotation, cellular component: cytoplasm. Lineage: Eukaryota; Viridiplantae; Streptophyta; Magnoliopsida; Lamiales; Phrymaceae. Gene Ontology annotation, molecular function: IMP dehydrogenase activity.
UCUUCCCUCCAAACGCUACUGUGUAGUGUGUCCGCCAACCCAAUAAAUAGGCGCAGCGUCUCUCAACAUCUCAAAAACCCUAAUAUUGAACACUGUUCAGCCGACGGCGAUGGACGGAGCUCCGAUGAUAGAAGACGGUUUCCCGGCUGUGAAGCUAUUCAACCAGGGCUACUCCUACACGUACGAUGACGUCAUCUUCCUUCCCCACUACAUCGACUUUGCCACCGACGCCGUCUCCCUGUCAACCAAGCUCACCCGCAACGUGGAGCUAUCCACUCCCUGCGUCGCCUCUCCGAUGGACACCGUGACGGAGUCCUCCAUGGCGGCGGCCAUGGCCGCCCUCGGCGGAAUCGGCAUAAUCCACUCUAACAUUCCCGCCUCUGACCAGGCAACCCUAGUUCGCCAAGCGAAAUACCACAAGAUACCGUUCACCCAUGAAAUCAUCUUCAAAUCCCCCCUCGAUUCGAUUUUAUCGGCCGACGAGUUCUCUUCCUCGCCCUGCAUUUUCGUGACCGAAUCAGGGCGUGAAAAUUCGAAUCUCGUGGGCAGAGUGCACAAAUCUGAUUGGGAGAAAUUAACUAACAAAGAAACGAGGAUCAGCCAGUACAUGAAAACGUCGCGGCUUUCGUAUCCAGCGAGUUGCAGCUUCGAGGAGAUUGCUGGUUAUUUAGCCAAAGAAAGACUCGAUUUUGUGCCCUUGGUGAGGUACAAUGGUGAAAGUGGAGACGAUGUUGCGAAUUUGGUGACGAGCGAUGACGUGGAGAGGAUUAAGGGGUUCCCCAAGUUGGGCUUGCCUUCAUUGGAUUCUAAUGGGGAUUUACUGGUCGGCGCUUCGAUAGGGACCCGUGAAUCGGAUAAGGAGAGGCUGGAGCAUUUGGUCAAGGCUGGAGUGAAUGUGGUGGUUCUCGACAGCUCACAAGGAAAUUCGAUUUAUCAGAUUGAAAUGAUUAAGUAUGUGAAGAACAAGUAUCCGAAUUUGGACUUGAUUGGUGGGAAUGUAGUGACACAAUACCAGGCACAGAACUUGAUUCACGCUGGAGUCGAUGGCCUGAGAGUUGGGAUGGGAUCAGGUUCCAUUUGUACAACUCAAGAAGUGUGUGCUGUUGGGCGUGGGCAGGCAACAGCUGUCUAUAAGGUUGCGUCGAUUGCUGCACAGAGUGGUGUCCCUGUGAUUGCUGAUGGUGGAAUAUCGAACUCAGGCCACAUUGUCAAAGCUUUGACCCUAGGAGCAUCAACUGUAAUGAUGGGAAGCUUUUUAGCUGGAAGUAACGAAGCUCCUGGCACUUACGAAUACCAGAAUGGUCAGCGAGUCAAAAAAUAUAGAGGAAUGGGAUCUCUAGAAGCAAUGACGAAAGGGAGUGAUGCACGGUAUUUGGGCGAUAAAGAGAAGUUGAAAAUUUCACAAGGAGUGUCGGGUGCAGUUAAAGAUAAAGGCUCUAUAUUAAAACUCAUACCCUACACCAUGCAAGCUGUGAAGCAAGGCUUACAGGAUCUUGGAGCUUCCUCCGUUCAAUCCGCUCAUGACCUUUUGAAAUCCGGCGUGCUCAGACUAGAGGUUAGAACUGGUGCAGCACAAGCUGAAGGAGGAGUUCAUGGAUUGUUCAAUUAUGAAAAGAAGUCGUUUGAAGGCGGACUGGUCACUACUUACGGAAAGAAGUAAUCAUCUUUGACAUUUCAUCUCUGUACUUUUGCAUCAAAGGCUUGUCUUGUACCACCGUGUUUGUUUUCCCCUUUGGAUGAGAUUUACCUUGCUCUGUGUAUCGAGAACUGAAUUGACAUCCCGCAAUUUUCAUAAUAAUUAUCCUAAUGCACAAGUCUUUCGUUUCCCAU